Molecule: messenger RNA, 3281 nt
Organism: Astrephomene gubernaculifera
Lineage: Eukaryota; Viridiplantae; Chlorophyta; Chlorophyceae; Chlamydomonadales; Astrephomenaceae
Source: the annotation of a GenBank genome assembly
CAGGCGGCCUGUCAGCGCUUCCGCAAGCGCUGUCUCUGGCGCUGGCGGCAGCAGCGGGAGCGGGGGCGGCGGGCCCCCCUGGAGCUGCGGCGCCGGUGCUGCCGCUGCUGGGCGCAACACCGUCUCCGCCGCCGCCGCAGUCGGGGCAGCAGGCUGGGGCGGGGCAGGGGGCGGCGGCGCCGGUGGUGCGGUCAGGCUUGCAUGAGGUUGUGAACGGCAUGGUGAAGCGCCACGUCAUCGAGGAGCUCUGUCGGCUGCUGUGGCUGGUGGCUGACGAUGAGGCGGCGCCAGCUCGGACCACCGGUGUGCAGGCAGCAGCAGCGGCCUCCGCAGCAGCAGCAGCGGCUUCUGCACCGCUUGGAGGGGCAGCAGGCGGCGAUGGCAACGGUUGUGGCCAGGCUGCCAACUCGACGGGGCCGGCGAACACCGGCAGUGCGUCACGUGAGCAGCAGCAACAUCAGCAGCAGCAGGCGGGUGCGACCAACGCCGGUAGCGGCGCAGGUGGCGACCAGGGCAAGCAGGAGCCGGGGGCCUGCUGCGGUGGAGCCGAAGGAGGUCGGGAGAAGGCGGGUUCCUCGGGCGGUACCUCGGAAGCUGGCGGAGAUGGCAGGGAAGCGGCGGCCGCAAGCACGGAGGGCUCUGCGGGGACAGCAGCGGCAGCAGCGGCAGACCCGAACGGGGUGCCAGUGGAGGCGUUGUUGGGGCGGGAAGGCGGAGUAGCAGACGGAGCGGUGUCGGGUAGGGCUGCGGAGGCGGAGGCACAGGGCAGUGCGGCAGCUGGCGCGGCACCCGGUGGCGCACAGCAACAAGGGCAGGGGCAGCAGCGGGAGCCGGAGCAGCAGCAACAGCAGCAGCAGCCCCCCCGACCAGGGCCUUUGUAUGGUAGGAAGGAGCGUGUGGUGCUCGAGGAGUUCCUUUCAAUCAUGAACAAGAUCGGCGACACGGCCGCGAAGAAGCUCAUGCAGCAGAGCGUCUUUCCUGCGGCGCCCCUCCCACAGCAGCACCAAGGGCUGCUCCCAGUUCUGGUGGCGGGACCGACCCAUGGGUCAGUGGGUCCGCAGCAGCCCUCCUUGGCUUCGUCUUCGGCCGAGGGCUCGCAGCACCCCCUUGCGUCGCAGCCCUCGGCGGCGUUUGGCAGCCAGGGUCCGCAGCAGCCGUCGCAACCAGGGCAGCAGGCAGGUAUUGGGCCCGGGUCAUCGGGACCUGCGGCUGCAUUCGGACUAUUGCGCUCCCAGGGAGCAGCUGCCCCGCUGAGCGCUCAGGUCGGCUACAGCAGCGGCUCGCUGUCAUUCGGGGCAGCAGUGACAGGCAGCAACGGAGCCGGCGCGUAUGCAAUGCCGCAACCGCAUGCUUCGCAGCCGCAUCUAGCCACUGCCACUGCUCCGCAGCACAUGAGCGGCGUGCCCACCAUCCGUCCGCCGCUGCCGUCUGGCAUGACAGCGCCGGGGGGGCACCCGGGGCAGCAGCAGCCGCCUGCUGCCCAGGCGCAGCAAACCCUACCGCCCAGCCACCACCAGCUGCACGGAGGCGUGCCCGUGAUCCUGGCCCCGCCUCGGGGUGUGCAGCCGGCGGCAGCUCCAUCGGGGCAGCAGCAGCAGCAGUACGCGCCGCAAAUCCCCCAGCACUUGGUGCCCAUGUUCGGCGACCAGCAGCAGCAACAACUCCAACAACAGCAACCGCUUGCACUGUACGCGGGUUUGCAGUACAUGGCUUACGGCUCCGCUCCCCAGGGGGCUAGCUUGCAGCCUGAGCCCGGUAUGCUGGGUGCGGCAGCGAGCUUCCAUCCCCAACAGCAGCAGCUGUUGUUGCAGCAAUUGCUAGGAACGCAGCAACAGCAACCGAACACGUUGACAGGUGUGGGCUCCGAGUCUUCCUUGCAGCAAUCGUUCCUUCAGCCGUCUGAGCAACAGCAGCAGCAACAACAACAGGAGCAGCAGCAGCAGUUGGCUAGUAGUAGCGGAGUUGGAGCCGCGGCGGGUACUGCAGCGUCAUUGUUACCGCUGGCCUCCCUGCCCGCUCAACCGCAGCAGCUACCCGAGCAGGACAAUACCCCCGGGGUGGGAGCCGCUGCCGCCACACCGGCGGGCGGUACCGCGGUGCCGCUUGCGGCGAGGGAGGAGGCGCCGCUGGGGGAUGUUACGAUGGUGGGCUAACGUUGGGGGUGUUGAGUUGGGGGCGGCAUCCGGGCUGGCACGCGGGCGGCCAGGAGGUGGUGGGGAAGGAGUGGAGCCGGAGCAUGCGGACAGGGCGCAUGCGACGUGAGGAAGCAUGCAGGCAGCUGAGCCAGACUGGGGUUAGUGCGCAAUGGGUACGUUUGCUGCGUGGUGAUAGUUGUGACUCAUUAGCGUGGGUGUGAAGUUGGGGAGUAGCCGCAGCAUGGGAGUGAGGUUAGCUGGGGAGGUGUAUUGCUGGCGCGUGUUGACGUGGAGAGCAGUGCGCCCCCAGCCAUUUGACAUGUUCACCUUGUGCGGGCGGUCUUGGUGGCAGUUGGUGCAGUAGGUAGAUGGGGUCCGUUCUGCUUGAAACGAGAUGCAGGCGCUACUAUUGUUGAGGGCACAUCUUACACGAACCGCGUCUAAAUGUCUGUAUUGCUUUGACCUCUGUUUGCCUUCGAGUGCUCACUGCUGACUCCGUUCACGACUGGCUGCCUGUUGUUGCUAGAUUGGGUUGUUUGCGGGAGUGGCAACGCUCUCAGCCAGAACGUGACAGUUGUGUGAAGUCGGCUGCGUAGCUCUUGCGAACCGCGGUCUGAAGCCCUCCUAAAUGUUCUUGGAGUUGACUCGUGAACAGGGCUUAGCCCAACGCAUACCCGUAGAAGCUAGUCAAGGAAGCAGCAGUAGAAAGUGUGGGGGUCCAUAGGACUGUUGCCAAGUUGUCUUAAUGUCACCAGGGUUUCCAAUCGGCUAGUACGUACCAAGGGGUUGUUUCUUCAAGGUGCACUGCGCGGAAUUAAGGCCAGCAAUGGCACCUAACGACUCGUAUAGGUACCACAGCUCAUGCGUGUGGCCGCCUUCAACCUAGGAAGCACGGCGGCAGCUCUGCUGCUAGAGGCGGUUAUGAGAUAAUAACCCUAGGGUGGUUACUUGCUUGCACCUUGCAGUUGUAUUCUAGUGUGGCGCCGCCGCCUUCCUCUGCCCUGUGCCUGGGAUGGAUGGAGAACUGUGGCAAGGGUGGACGCUACAUGCACGCUUCUAUACGACUCAUGCCAGCCGAUAGAAAUAUGGUAGAUAGUUCUUAUGGACUUCAAGUUAAAAGUAUUUUGCUUGAGCAAAAGAAAGGGG